GAACCAGUACUUGUAGCGGGGCGCGAGGCUUUCUGUAGCUGCAUGAGAGCUUUCGCGUGAAUGGCUGGGUGCAGGCUCGAGCUCCUGUUAGUCCUGACUUGGACUCUGCUGCUGGUGUCCGUCCAGGGGUGGGAGCGCAUAAAUGAAACUCAGCUUCGCAGUUUGUAUGAGCCCGGAGAGAGGGGCGAACCACAUGACCCUACAGAUUACAGUAGUGGCCUUGACCAGGGUGAAGCUAAAAUUCUUGAAGAUGUGGUCCUUGAAGCCGAAGGUGUUGCCAGCAGUGAAAACUUUGACGCCGAUGUUGACUAUGAUGACUUGGACAUAGAUGAUUCUAGACCCACGCACUAUGGUGGUGGUGUGGACCAUGGGGUCAAGGUAAAAUUUGAAGAUGAGCCUCCAAGGAGCUGGCCAGGCAGUUGUAAUCCAACUGCUUCUGAUCUAGAAGUUGUUUGCAGUGAAAGUGGCUUCCAAAUUACUCUGCCAACAAGACCUUUGAGUGCGGUCAAGGUGUUUGGCUCUGGGGACAGUCUGCUGCCUAUUGUUGGUGCUCCAGAAAACUGUGGUUAUGAAGUGGAUCCGCUGAAGAACACCUUAACUGUAGCCUUCAAUGGAUGCAAUGUGGAGCGGCAUGCCAAUGGCUUCAGUCUGCAGCUCUUGUACACCGAUACACUUGGUCAGAAACGAGUAUCGACCACAUCUUGCAACAAGUUUGAUCCAGACAUGUUGCCACGUUCAGGUGGUGGGCCCUUGAUGUGUGUUAAACUGGUCAGAGAUCCAGAAGCGCUGGUUCCACCAGCAAUGUUACCAGUUCCUCCUGUACCACAACCAGGAUUGCCCCAACCAGCAUUCCCUCAAUCAUCACCAACAUUAAGACAAAAUUGCGGCAUCCCUGUGGGAGAGCAGGUGAGAUGUGGUCAUUAUGGAAUAUCUGUCUCAGAAUGUCAGGCCAUGGGCUGUUGUGUGAAUUUGCUAGCAUCUGUCUGCUACUACCCACUUGAAGAGUGCACAGUUGAUCAACAUUUUGUAUUUGCCAUUCGGUACAAUUCUGCAUCCAUCCCUGUGGAUCCUACCAGACUGAUUGUUCCUGGAAAUCCAGAGUGUAAACCAGCCAUUGUUAACAACCAGGUUGCCAUCUUUAAGUUCAAAGUUACAGAAUGUGGAACCCAUUCUUACGAUGUUGGUGAGGUGACAAUAUACCUGGCUGAAGUGCAGAGUAUUGUUCACGCUCUCAAUCUAAAGUAUGGUGUCAUUACAAGAACUGAUCCACUCAGAUUCCUGAUUGAGUGCCGCUAUAACAAAUGGGGCACUGCUCAGUCAAUGGCUAGUGUUGGCUACAUGGUGAAGACCCCACCUUCCAGUAUGCCUUCUUCAGUCAUCUCCAACAGUUUAUAUGGUGUCGAGUUGAGAAUUGCUAAAGAUGAGACUUAUUCAAGUUUCUAUGACCAUCACCAUCAGCCCUUGCGGCUGCUCCUUGGCCGCCCUGUGUAUCUUGAGUUGCGCCUCAGCUCUCCUAACGCAGAUGCAAUAAUUCUUGUGAAUUACUGCCUGGCAUAUCCUCGUUCUGCAAAAAAUGCUCUGGUGCUAAUCUAUGAAGGGUGUGCCAAUCCUCAUGAUCCACAUGUGUCCAUACUUAAAGUCAGCAAUGUUCCUGGAGUGAAUCAUGAAAAACGCUUUAUAGUGAGUGCCUUCCAGUUCAUGGAUCAAAGGACAAACAAGUACCUAAAUGAAGAGAUUUAUUUCAUGUGCUCUGCAGAAGUUUGUCUGCCAGCAGAAAAGAGAUGUGAUGAGCGCUGCUUUGAUGGGAGGGUUCAAUAAGGAUUUGAUCUGGACACAUUUAACUAAGAAAAUAAAGCCUUUUUAUUCACUA
This is a messenger RNA of Oreochromis aureus, 1870 nucleotides long. Its product is annotated as zona pellucida sperm-binding protein 4-like. Gene Ontology annotation, cellular component: egg coat. Gene Ontology annotation, biological process: prevention of polyspermy; binding of sperm to zona pellucida. The record is from RefSeq and is a predicted model, not a curated record. The coding region runs from base 61 to 1818 and encodes 585 amino acids. The transcript has 12 exons. Gene Ontology annotation, molecular function: structural constituent of egg coat; acrosin binding. Lineage: Eukaryota; Metazoa; Chordata; Actinopteri; Cichliformes; Cichlidae.